Molecule: messenger RNA, 933 nt
Organism: Nannizzia gypsea CBS 118893
Lineage: Eukaryota; Fungi; Ascomycota; Eurotiomycetes; Onygenales; Arthrodermataceae
Exons: 5
Coding region: 1-933 (310 amino acids)
Source: RefSeq, a predicted model, not a curated record
AUGUCCACCGCUACCGGAGCAUUCCUUGCUGGUGGUCUUGCCGCUUGUGGUGCCGUCACCCUGACACACAGCUUUGAAACUGUAAAGAUUCGAUUGCAAUUGCAAGGAGAGUUGCAGGCAAAGCAAAAUGUUGCUAGGCAAUACAAGGGUGUUUUCCACGGAAUCACCGUCAUUCUAAAGAACGAAGGUCCCCGAGGUCUACUCCGUGGCCUUGACGCAGCGUAUACAUACCAACUUCUGCUCAACGGCUGUCGUCUCUCUUUUUACGAACCGAUUCGCAAAAGUCUCACCACUUCUUUCUAUGACGACCCAAAGACCCAGUCCAUGGCUAUAAACGUUUUCUCCGGAGCCACCUCCGGCGUUAUCGGCGCUGCCGUUGCCUCGCCGUUUUUCCUAGUCAAGACAAGACUACAAUCUUACUCUCCAAUUCUUCCAGUUGGCACGCAGCACAACUACAAGGGCUCGACGGAUGGACUACGAAAGAUCUUCGCUAGCGAGGGCGUACCAGGAUUAUACCGUGGUGCUAUGGCUUCUAUGAUCCGAACGGGUUUCGGUAGCUCCGUUCAACUACCUACAUACUUCUUUGCGAAGCGAAACUUGAUACGCCAUCUUGGAAUGGAAGAGGGGCUCCCCCUUCACCUUGCCAGUAGUGCUGUCAGUGGUGUUGUGGUCUGUAUUGCUAUGCACCCUCCAGACACUAUUAUGUCCCGAAUGUAUAACCAAACCGGCAACCUGUACAAUGGCGUUUUUGACUGUGUCAAGAAGACGAUCAAGGCCGAGGGCCUGUUUGCCAUUUACAAGGGUGUCUCCGCACAUCUUGCUCGUGUAGUACCUCAUACGGUAUUGACACUGACAUUCAUGGAGCAAUGUUAUAAGAUCAUGCGUAAAGCUGAAGAUACUUUCCUUCCAGAGUCCGUAAAGGCCUGGAUAUAG